AUGAGGAUGUUAAUAUUGCCCCUGAUUGUCAAUGCCGCCCUUGCUGACUUUGUUUUCCGCUACAAAGGCGCUCAAGGGAUGUUGAAGCCUCCAUGGAUCAGCAUUUCAAUUGGAAAUAAUCCCGAGAAAUUUAAUGUAGCCUUGGAUUUGAAUCGGCCGUAUUCUUUCGCCUUUGAUCCUGUUUGCCAAGAAAAAUAUAAAUGCGAUAAUCGAAACCAUUUGUACGCAUACGACCCCAAAAAAACGGGAGGAAAACCGACUGGUCGGAGACUCGAUGAUUUCAAAUUUGCAUAUCCAAACUACACUGGAAAGUUUUACCAAGAUGUUCUGAAUAUCGGGCAUGUCAAGUUGCCAGCGGAAGUGGGCGACGUCACCGACGGAUUGUAUGUUGCUACUUUUAACUGGGAUGGAGUUCUUGGACUGGGAUUCGAUGAGAGCAACAGCAGUAUUGUUGUACCAUUGUUGAACGCGUUAAGUGUAAAACAAGUCGUUAUUCAAGAAGGAGUCAACAUUCUCUCGAGGGUAAGCGAUGAAAAAUGACGUUGAGAAUUAAUAUCUCCAGCAUAACCGUCCAUUCCCACUGAAUUCUAACGGAACAUUUACAUUUGGUAAAUAUACUGAAGAUUGGUGUGGCCAAUUCUCUUUCUACGACACUUGGAACAACAAACAUUGGGAGCUUCGGGCUGAGUAAGAGCUUUGACAAGAUUGUACAUAUUCUAUGUAUACAACACAAGAAACAGAUAGCCUUCCCUUGGCCGUUUCACGGAUAAGGCUGGUUUACAAGGGAAGUCACUUUGUUCGCAGACGGACUUUGGAACGGGACCUAGUAGGUUUCAAACGUGAAGCGUCUGCGAUCAUCAAACUGAUUUCCAAAAGUGUUUACGGGGCUUCUCGGCCGAGAAAAUAAAACACCAAUUUGGAAACUAUAUAUCUUCAUUAACCCAGGCCUGUUUGACUUUACAAUUCAUGAACAUUCAGCUUUGAAUUUAUUUUUUUUUUAUUUAAAAAUUACUGUAAAAAAAUUAUAAAAGGGUAUACAUUUUAUUUUUACAUACAAAUCAAUAUUUAUAAUACGAGCCAAAAAAGAAAAUAAACUGCGCAGAGGAUCGAACCCGCCCCUUGUGGCGCAAAAACCGAGCGCACUAACCACUCGGCCACCACUGCAGAUGAAAUAAGCUGUUUCUUUUGAGGAGGCUAUUCGCUUAUUUCGGCUAAACUUUGCGGUCGAUUUUCUCGGGCGAAUAGCCCCGUAAACGCUUUUGGAAAUCAGUUUUAUGAUCGCAGGCGCUUCACAUUUGAAACCUACUAGGUGUCGUUCGAAAGUCCGUCUGCGAAAAAGUGACUUCCAUUGUUAGGCACCUAAUGAAUCAAUUUUUGCAGUGUAAAGGUCGGCAAUGAAACUCUAAAGAACCAAAGAAUUGCCUUUGUCCCUGGCUAUUUAACUCUCAUCCCGUCCACGAUCAUACAGAAAUACUUCUCUAAAGACAAAUACGACAGCGAUAAGGACUUCCCGGACAUUAGUUUCAGUCUCAAAGGGAAGGAAUACAAAAUCACAAGGGAGGACUACUCUUAUUCUUCAAGUGUAAGUCGCGGUUUCAUCUGUUGUCUAUGUUUUAGGACAACAAAUAUCGUGUUUUAUUGUCCUCCUGGCCGUUCGGAAAUGUCUACGAUUUUGCGUUCGGCAGCGAAUUCCUUCAACAUUACUGUGUUGCCCUCAGGGCCGAUGAUAGCUUCGGAAGACUGCAGAUUGGCUUGGCCGAUAACAAAGCGUUUUAUUAA
Molecule: messenger RNA, 1779 nt
Organism: Bursaphelenchus xylophilus (pine wood nematode)
Lineage: Eukaryota; Metazoa; Nematoda; Chromadorea; Rhabditida; Aphelenchoididae
Source: the annotation of a GenBank genome assembly